AUGAAUAACAGACAGAUAAUCCAGGAGAAGCAAGGCCUUCAGAAUGAUUUCCUCAUUUCUGUGGGACAAAGUAAUAAAAAAGUGAUGGGAUGGCUCCAGCCAUUGAAGCAGGAUUCUAGUAACAACAACAAGAACCGUAGUGAAGAGUCGGCGUUCUCAGACUUCUUCAAGCUACCGAUCAUUAGUUCGGGGUCUGGGUUAAACUUGGAAGACAGUAAGGAAAUGAAUAUCAACACUAUAGAUGAUCAUAUCAAGAAUAGAAAAACAUUGAAAGUACGAAGUGACACUGGAAAGUACGAUGCCAUACGGGCCACGGAGAAGAAACUCCAGGCGGUGGCCGGGGAUUCCAAGAGUAUGCAAUCAUUGAAGAACAAAUUGCGGAAGGAUAACGUACGGAAAGUCCGGGAGAAUAUUAAUAAUAAUAAUCCUUUGCAAAAAGCUGAUCGAUCAGGUGCACGCAGUAAAAAAGUGAUGAACCAUAACGAUGGCGAUGAUGAGAGUGACAGUGAUCAUGACAGGGAUUUAAGAGACCAGAGGUCGACCAAGAAGAAGACUGCCAAUGUGAUGUUUGGCAAGGUGAAGAAGAACAGGAAGUAG
Saccharomycopsis crataegensis is the source of this 597-nucleotide messenger RNA. RefSeq names its product Nop19p (gene NOP19). The transcript has a single exon. Gene Ontology annotation, biological process: ribosomal small subunit biogenesis. Gene Ontology annotation, cellular component: 90S preribosome. NCBI's taxonomy places the organism in Eukaryota, Fungi, Ascomycota, Saccharomycetes, Ascoideales, Saccharomycopsidaceae. The record is from RefSeq and is a predicted model, not a curated record. Bases 1 to 597 code for a protein of 198 amino acids.